This is a messenger RNA of Paramecium pentaurelia, 415 nucleotides long. Lineage: Eukaryota; Ciliophora; Oligohymenophorea; Peniculida; Parameciidae. The record is from the annotation of a GenBank genome assembly.
AUGAACUUGUAAACUAAAAGAUAAGACAUAAAGCAAUAAAAGGUUUACAAAUGGGAUUCAAUCGAAAGAAAACUCAUGAAGAUUAAUAUUCAAAUAGCUAUAAAGAAUGAUAAUUUAAUUUACUCAUAUUUAGGAAGAAACUUGAAAAAGUAAAAUUGAAAUUUAUUUAUUUUAUAGAGAAUAUCUUCAGGACUAUGAAACUUAACCUGUUCUAUAUUAAAAUAUGGAAUAGAUUAAAUAUUUUAAUUGGUAAGGUGAAUAUGGACCUAACAAGAAAAAAAUAGGUAAAUGGAAGGCGAUUUUGAAUGGAGAAGCCAUUUUAGUAGGUGGGUUUAGUAAAUUUUAAAAAAGAUAUUAUACUACAUAAAUGGAUUUAAGUUAGGUUUAUGGAAACAGCCUAUAAAAAAUUACUUGA